AUGUCUGGACUGCUCCACCUGAAACUCAACUGCAUUGUCUUGGGCGAUGAUCCUUGCCAUAUUUUCCCAGUUAACGUUGAGCGGACGAAGACCGUUGGUGACCUCAGAAAUGUCAUCAAGGACGCGAAGAAGCCAGAGUUUGACCAUGUUGCCGCUGACCGUCUUGAGCUAUGGAAGGUCAAGAUCAACUUGAAUGAUACAAACUUCUGCAACGCGAUCAUAGAUGAAGGUGUCGAGCUGCACCCGUUAACCAAACUGUCCGAUGUGUUUGUGGAUGGAAUAGAGCGCGGAUGUAUUCAUAUUGUCGUACGACAUCCUGCCGUUGCACGACACAUUCCAGCUGUUGAUCGACGAAUCACUUAUCAAGAAGGGCGUGGUGUUACGCUGACCGUUGGUCGGCGUGUGCGAACUAGGAUAGGUCUUCUCAGCGACGGCUCGAGUGAGCCUACUGAAGCUGAGGGUGGUUCUCGGCUUGACAGAAUGUCAAGGGUUCCUCCGGUGAUCUCGGUAAGACGGCGCUCAUCGAGAUACAGGGCUAGCGGAUACGUGCUAAGUCGUAAGGGGGCGACUUAG
Messenger RNA from Suillus discolor, 573 nucleotides. RefSeq lists its product as uncharacterized. The record is from RefSeq and is a predicted model, not a curated record. The transcript has 2 exons. Bases 1 to 573 code for a protein of 190 amino acids. Lineage: Eukaryota; Fungi; Basidiomycota; Agaricomycetes; Boletales; Suillaceae.